Messenger RNA from Cucumis melo (muskmelon), 987 nucleotides. RefSeq lists its product as uncharacterized. Bases 1 to 987 code for a protein of 328 amino acids. The transcript has a single exon. The record is from RefSeq and is a predicted model, not a curated record. Lineage: Eukaryota; Viridiplantae; Streptophyta; Magnoliopsida; Cucurbitales; Cucurbitaceae.
AUGUCUGAAAGAGAAGACUCUCCUCAUCAUCAUCAUCUUCAUCAUCAUCUUCCUCCUUCUCCUCGUGAAUCUCUCUGUUUCUUCUUCAAAAUCCUUUUCCAUUCCCUUCAAAUCUUCUCCAGAAACAAACGCCAUUUCCUCUCCAUCUUUCUCCUCCUCUCUCUCCCUCUCUCUCUCCUCCUCUUCACCCUUUCUCUCUCCUCUCAUCCUCUCAAAUCCCACAUCCUCCACCUCGAAUCCGUCCUCCGCCAUUCCCCCACCCGUUUCGAGUUCCGUCAUGUCUUCUCCGAGUCCCGUAACGACGCUUUCUCCCUCCUCCGUCUUCGUGCCGCCUUCUUUCUCCCCAUCUACGCCUUUUCCCUCUUCCUCGCUGUCUCCACCGUCUCCUCCACUCUUCUCUCCUUCCAAUCCAAACGCCCUUCUCUCAAAUCCGCUCUCUCCGGCUUCAAAAACUCCUGGACUCGUCCUCUUGUUACCACGAUUUGCAUCUACACGAUUCUCGUAGCCUACUCUAUUGUGCCUAACACGCUCGCUUCGAUUUCUCCGUCUCCGGCUUUGAGGUUUGUGGUUUUGGUGUUUGGCGUUGUUUUCGAGGUGUAUUUGAUUUCAAUUAUGAGUUUAGGGCUUGUUGUUUCGAUUGCCGAAGAGAGAUUUGGUUUUGAUGCGAUUCGUUAUGCGGCGGCGUUGAUGGCGGAUCGGAGAUUGAGUGGUUCGAUUCUUACAGCGAUGUUUCUUUUUGCGUCGAGUUUGAUCUCGUCGGAGAUGGAGGGGCUUAUGGAUGGGGUCGAUCAUUGGAUGAGAUCGACGGCGGCGGUGACGACGAAUGUGGCGGUGAGCGUUGGGGAUAAGAUCGGGUUAAUUUCUUUGUACGGUAUGGUAAUUAUUUUCGGGUAUGUGGUAACAACGGUUUUUUACUGUGAGUGUAGGAAGAGGGAUUUUGUUAGGGUGGAAAACGAAGAGGAUCAUGAUCAUAUUGUCAUGGUUUAA